UCGGUAGAUAAUAAUACUCCAUACACCCAAAUCCAACAAGGAUGAUGCAACGGAAUGGAAUGUUUGAUUGUCGGCACGUGCGCGGACAGGUUUUACCCACUUGUCAUCGCCUCGGAUAAGAAUUUAAUCUUCAACUCAACGGAGACGGAAGGAGGAACUUUAUUCUUUCGUUGUGCGUGUGCAGUUAUAUGUGAUUAUACGGUCGGAUUGACUGGAUUGAUUGGGUUGUUUUAAUGAGGAGAGGAAAGGAGAGGAAAGGAGAGGAAAGGAGAGGAGAGGAGAUUUUUAAUGCGUGAGAUUGUUGUGUAGAUUUGUUUGUUGGGUUUGGGCUGCGCAUGUGGGAAACUUGAAGGCGGGAUUGGUAAGUAACUACUUGGGUUUGUCUGUGGUUUGAGGGAUACCCACGGAAGACCCACCUUUCUGGAUAUACUCCAUCGGUGUUUGUCUCUACCACGGUUUAACAUUUAUUCCUUACCCAACUAAGCUUUCAGCUUGAGAUGGAUACUGAAGGUGUGGAGGGGACGACAAUCAUGCGUCGCAGAAAUGGUAAACGUCCUUCGUGUGAACCCUGUAGGAAGGGUAAAUUGGCUUGUGGGCAUGAAUUGCCAGUUUGUGGGAGGUGUGUUAAGAGGGGCUUGGAGGAGAGGUGCUGGUAUCACCCUGCGCCUAUGAGUAGGGGAAGAGGGGAGGAGGGGAAUGAAACAAGUGAGGGCGGUGAAAGAAGUGAGAGGAGUGUUGUGAAACGGAGGAGGGUAGGUGAAAAGGUGACAGUGGAUGAGGGAGUUCGUGAAGAAAUGGAAGAUGAAGGAGGAGACGUCGCAGGCCUGGAUAGCUUGGCUGUUGCGGCAGCUAUGAGCGAUGGAGACAGAGAAGAAGAGAAUGAGUGGAGGACGAAACAUACUAAAACCAAUGGAGAUGGAAGCCGAAAUGCCGACAACAUCACCACUUCACGGCAUGAUUCUCUAGGCAGAAUUUUCACAACUACAGCGGAGAACCAAAGUACAACUAAAAACCCUGAACCCCCGUCCAUGGCAAACAUUUACCGUUCUUCUCGCGGCUGUGUAUCAUCUAGCCCGCAUCUCCAAUCCUAUAAACACCCACUUUCUAAUUCCCAAGAUCAAAAUUCGGGAAAAGCGACAAUGCAGAGUAAUUUGAACGGAACCAGUUACCCAAAAAGUCGACGUUAUUGGGGUCCUACGAGUUUUGGGGCUGUGUUCAGGGAUGGUGAUGGUAGAGUUGGAGGAAAUGAUGGGGAGAGGAAUGGGAAGAAAGUGGGAGGAGAAUCUGGAAUUGAGGAGGGAAUGGGGAAUUGGCGGUUUGUUGGAUAUUGGGGAGGAUGGGAGGAAAAAUCCUAGUUCUUGGCCUUUUGGUCAGCCGCUGGUGAGUUUUGUAGUUUCUUUCCUAUUUUGGUUUUUCUCUUCGGACUAUUUGGUGUUUUCCAAACGAAACAAAGCCCGAGGAGGAUGUAUGAUGUGUUUUGGUGUUAGGAAGAUAGUCUGAGUAGACCAGAAGAGAGAAUGUGGAGACUAUGCAGGCAGUUCCUGUCCAAUGUUUGAGUUUCUAUCUUCACCGGCACUUGAUAAAUUGGGGAUUCU
Molecule: messenger RNA, 1595 nt
Organism: Sclerotinia trifoliorum
Lineage: Eukaryota; Fungi; Ascomycota; Leotiomycetes; Helotiales; Sclerotiniaceae
Source: the annotation of a GenBank genome assembly